Messenger RNA from Neoarthrinium moseri, 1209 nucleotides. RefSeq lists its product as uncharacterized. Bases 1 to 1209 code for a protein of 402 amino acids. NCBI's taxonomy places the organism in Eukaryota, Fungi, Ascomycota, Sordariomycetes, Amphisphaeriales, Apiosporaceae. Gene Ontology annotation, molecular function: FAD binding. The record is from RefSeq and is a predicted model, not a curated record. The transcript has 4 exons.
AUGAGCCCUCAUGUAUUGAUUGUUGGUGCCGGCCUGGGCGGGCUCACACUUGCACAAUGCUUGCGAAAGCAAGGGGCAUCCUUCGAGAUUUUCGAGAGAGACAUCGACGAUCAAUCACGCGCGCAAGGCUGGGCCAUCGGCCUUCACUCCAUGCUCGAUGAGCUGCAAUCUUCCAUGCCUUCCGACCUGCCGGACCUGAGGGAGUCGGUGCAUCACCUUUCGCCCCUGAAGCUGAACACGCAGCUGUGCAUGUACAUUCGCGGAGACCGCGUUGGUGUCCAAGACACGCCGGAGACACCCGUCCUUCGAGCAAACCGCGCACGACUUCGGGGGUGGCUUUCGACGAACCUGCCCAUCCACUGGGGUAAGCAACUGCAGCAUAUCGAGGAGACGGGCGACGGCAAAAUCUGUCUUCACUUUGCGGAUGGCACAAAUGCCUCCGGUGAUGUGCUUGUUGGAGCGGAUGGGGUGCACAGUGUUGUCCGCGAGCAUGUCUUGCAACGGCCCAACGACGAAGUGCUCAACCUGAUACCGACUUCCACUAUCAUUGGUGAGGUCCAUCUAUCAGGCGCCGCCUUCGAGCGACAGUUGAGUCUUGGCCACAGCUGCUACGUGGUUGCUGCCCCCAGUUCCUCUGCGAGACUGUUUGUGGGCUUGCAGCAGGCUAACGACGACGGCAACUCGGGGGAGUACUACUGGUUCUUCAUGACGUAUGACGAAGAAGCUUGCCGGCCAAACCACUGGCUGCGUACGGCCUCGCGGCAGGAGAAGCUAGACUACGCGAAAAAGACUGCAGCAGAGAUGGACUCGAAGUUCACAGAAAUCAUGGAGUUAACGCCAGCCAGUGGCAUCAAGGAUACCUUUUUCACUCACAGAGAUGCUGAGAUACGAAGUCUGCCUACCGGGAGGGUAGCAUUAGUCGGAGAUGCUGCACAUCCAAUGACACCUUUCCGCGGCGAGGGAGGAUGCCAUGCGAUCACGGAUGCGUUGAACUUGUCGAAGGUUCUGGGUAAAAUCGAGAAAGGCGAAAAUGGAGAUAUAGCAGCGGCAAUCGAGGGUUACCACGCGGAGGUGCUAGAGCGAGGAUCGAAUGCAGUCCUGAGUUCCAGAAAUGCUCACAAAACGAUGGGACAAAAGCCGCCUGUCGGCUGGGGCUACACGGUUGUGCCAAUUCCGGAGGAAAGGAUUGUUCUGAGCGCAUUGAAGUGA